Symbiodinium natans is the source of this 366-nucleotide messenger RNA. The record is from the annotation of a GenBank genome assembly. NCBI's taxonomy places the organism in Eukaryota, Dinophyceae, Suessiales, Symbiodiniaceae.
AUGCAAAUCCCCUGUUUGGAGCUGCCCUGCAAACGGUGUUGGGAUCGAAAGUACCACCUGAGAAACAAAAUCCUGAAGGCUUCUGGAGGUGCCUGGAAGCUGAAGUUCCAGGGCCUGAAAAGACCCUUUAAAGUUGCCGAUGUCAUCGCGGGGCAGCUCGGCGUGAGCAAAGAGAAGGUCACCCGGAAGGCCACUCUCGAAUCACUUGGUGCCCAUGACCAAUCUGAAGUCCUGAUGGCACUGGACCAGGCUUUCGGCAUCGAUCUGCCGAAGGAGGACACGAUUACGAGCUCCGGGCAGUUGAUGGACCUGGUUGAAGAGCACAACUCCGGCGGGUAUGGUAAAAACGAGAGAGGCGACUACUGA